This is a messenger RNA of Brassica napus (rape), 539 nucleotides long. Its product is annotated as ER membrane protein complex subunit 8/9 homolog. The transcript is spliced from 2 exons. Gene Ontology annotation, cellular component: EMC complex. NCBI's taxonomy places the organism in Eukaryota, Viridiplantae, Streptophyta, Magnoliopsida, Brassicales, Brassicaceae. The coding region runs from base 335 to 511 and encodes 58 amino acids. The record is from RefSeq and is a predicted model, not a curated record.
GUUUUGUGCGGAUGAAGUUGAUCUCAGAACGUGGUCUCUCGAUUGCUUGCGAUUCAUAAUUUCUCUUCCUGUAAUCUCAACCUUACGCCGCGAGUGAGACUGAGUCUCGGAUCGAGUUAACUAUGGGAAGUAACGGGAAUUGAAGUAUGAGAUCUCACAGAACGCUUACAUCAAACUCGUUCUCCACUCGCUGCGUCACAAGACGGCGGCGGUCAACGGAGUCCUCGUCGGUCGAAUCAGCCCUAAGGACGAAGGCCUCGUGGAGAUCUCCGAUUCAGUGCCGCUCUUUCACUCUAACCUCGCUCUCCUUCCUCCUCUCGAGAUCUCCCUCAUCAUGAUAGAGGAGCAUUACGUGGCUCAAGGUUUGAGUAUUGUUGGCUACUUUCACGCCAACGAGAGGUUCGAUGACGUGGAGCUCUGUGGUGUGGCUAAGAACAUUGGUGAUCACAUCUCUCGCUAUUUCCCUCCUGCACCUAUUCUCUUGGUGAAUUUCUUGUCCUUUACAUUCUAAGUGCAGCAAUUGAUUGAAUCACUAACUA